CACCCACGCCCAUGUAGCUCAACCUUACCAGCCAGCUGGAUUCCACGGGGGGGUAUUGAUUCCCACAACACCAGAUUGCAUCUGACAUGACCCUCGCUGAAGCUUCUCCCUGGUCACUGGCCAAGGGCCUUGCCCUCGCCGCCGUCAUCGCAUUCUUGAUCUCACCUUUUGUCUCGUGGAGCCGAAAGAUCCCAGGUCCGCUCCCAGCCAAGUAUACGAGGUUGUGGUACGCCUGGCAGAAAUACCGGAAUGACUUCCACUGGACCAACAUCCGGCUCCAUCGCCAACAUGGCAAGAUAGUCCAGGUCAUGCCAGGCUACUUCAGCAUCGACGAUGUCGAAUCCCACAGGACCAUCUACGGCCACGGCAAUGCGUGGAUCAAGGGCGAGUUCUACAUCGCGUGGAAUGUUGGCCCCGACCCGGCGCUCACGAAUCUCUUCGCCGCGCGAGACCCGGCCCUGCAUGCGUCGAUGCGUCGCAAGGUGGCUUCCAUGUAUUCCAUGAGCUCGCUAGUGUCGUAUGAGCCGUAUGUCGACCACUGUAUCGAGCUGUUCCAUGGCCAGUUGGAGAAGUUUGCCUCGGCUGAUUUGGUAAUCAACCUGGGCAAUUGGAUGCAAUACUUUGCGUUUGAUGCAGUGUCGAUGAUUACGUUUGGCGACAGGCUGGGAUUCCUCGACCACGGCGAAGACGUGGAGAACCUGAUUCAAACCCUCAACUACGACCACACAGUGCUCAGCUUCAUGGGCCUCUACCCGUGGCUAUUGCCCGCCUUCAAGAAGCUGACGAGCCUCAUCAGCGGCCCCAAGGUCCUGUAUUUCCAGCGAUUCGCCUCGGAGAAGAUCGAAACGUCGCGCCGCGAGAAACAGGACCUCCCAGAUGACGGGCCCGUGUACAUGGUCAAGAAGUUCCUCGACGCGCAGCGCAGGGACGAGAAGAAGGGCAUCACCGACUGGGACAUCGCCGCCAACGCCGGGUCAAAUAUCGGCGCCGGCAGCGACACGACCGCCAUCGCGCUGAGCACCAUAGCCUACUACCUGUAUCGUGACGCGCGCAUCCUGGAACGGGUGCGUGAGGAGGUCGACGGCGCCGCUCUUUCGCCGCGACCGAACUUCCAGGAGGCCCAGAAGUUGCCGUACAUGCAGGCCGUCAUCAAGGAGGCGUUGCGUGUCCAACCCGGCGUGGGUCUUCCCCUCUGGCGGGAGGUGCCCAAAGGUGGUGCCGUUGUUUGUGGUCAAUUCUUCCCGGAGGGCACCAAUCUAGGCGUCAACAGCUGGGUACCUCACCAUAACAAAGACGUCUUCGGCCCAGACGCAGACGAGUUCCGACCCGAGCGCUGGCUCGAAGCCGCUGGAGCGCACGCCGCCGCCAUGGAGCAGAGCCUGAUCCCGUUCGGGCUCGGGUCGCGAACAUGCAUUGGAAAGAAUGUGUCUCUGCUGGAAAUAAACAAGAUCAUUCCCGUCCUCGUCCGCGACUUUGACUUCUCCUUUCUGGACGAGCAUGGCGCGCCCGAGAAGCGCGAUUAUCUCCCGGUGCACAACAAGUGGUUUAUUAAGCUGCCGGAUCUCAACGCGCGGGUAGCGAGGAGGGCAAACACCGCUAGUUGAGUGUUGGCAUUCACUACCAUUACGAUCAAGCCAUCACGAAACUUCUGGUAAAAUUUUUUGUUUUGUUUUGCAUAUGACACGGCUUGCGUUUAGAAACACGAUGAUAUCUAUAUAUGAGACCAAUC
This is a messenger RNA of Phialemonium atrogriseum, 1729 nucleotides long. Its product is annotated as cytochrome P450. Gene Ontology annotation, molecular function: iron ion binding; monooxygenase activity; heme binding. Lineage: Eukaryota; Fungi; Ascomycota; Sordariomycetes; Cephalothecales; Cephalothecaceae. The transcript is spliced from 4 exons. Bases 87 to 1604 code for a protein of 505 amino acids. The record is from RefSeq and is a predicted model, not a curated record.